This is a messenger RNA of Jatropha curcas, 734 nucleotides long. RefSeq names its product toll/interleukin-1 receptor-like protein. The record is from RefSeq and is a predicted model, not a curated record. Gene Ontology annotation, biological process: signal transduction. Lineage: Eukaryota; Viridiplantae; Streptophyta; Magnoliopsida; Malpighiales; Euphorbiaceae.
UCAAGUCAUUCUUUAUUAUUGCUUGAUCAAAUAAUAUAUACAUGUACAUAUAUGGUCAUGUAUAGAUGUCAAACUGAGUUUUAAUUCUGAACUUCUAAUAAGCCAGAGCUCAUCAGUAAUUUCAUUUCUUGCAACCCGCUAUGGCUUCCUCUGGUAUCAGUUCAGCACCAGCUUCUUCUGUUGCUGAUAGAUACGACGUUUUCUUGAGUUUCCAGGGUGAAGAUGCCCAAAACCAAUUUAUUAGCCAUCUGUACAUGGCCUUGGCUGAGAAAGGAAUUAAGACCUUCAAAGAUGAUAAGAUGCUUGACAAAGGAGCAGCAAUCUCUCCAGCAUUAUUUGAAGCAAUUGGGAAGUCAAGAUUCUGUAUAGUUGUCAUUUCCAAGGGUUAUGCUUCUUCACCAUGGUGCUUGGAUGAACUCAAGAAGAUCACUGAUACAAAGACAGGUACAGUUUUCCCAGUUUUCUAUAAUAUUGACCCAUAUGAAGUUCGCAAGCAGACUGGUAGUUUUGGAAAGGCAUUUUCUGAGCUUGAAAAGAAUUUCUAUGGAGAUAUGGAGAAGGUGCAGGGUUGGAGAUCAGCUCUUACCAAUGUAGGGAACAUGUCCGGAUGGGUCGCGGCAAAUUAUAGAGACGAAGCCCUGCUUGUUGAUGACAUUGUCUUACAUAUUUUGAAAAAACUGAAUGGUAUUGAAGGUGGACUGGAUUCCUGUGCAAAGGAAGUGGAUAACCAGUAG